Molecule: messenger RNA, 1431 nt
Organism: Kwoniella botswanensis
Lineage: Eukaryota; Fungi; Basidiomycota; Tremellomycetes; Tremellales; Cryptococcaceae
Exons: 6
Coding region: 1-1431 (476 amino acids)
Biological process (GO): transmembrane transport
Cellular component (GO): membrane
Molecular function (GO): transmembrane transporter activity
Source: RefSeq, a predicted model, not a curated record
AUGGAAGAUCGCAUAGAACUGGACACCUGGACAGGGAGAACGAACCAACAGUCCGAAGGGAUGGAUAAGUACGUUCGUGGUCACAAUCACAAUGGGUCUUCCGACCGGGAUGCAGAGGUUGAGAGCAGCAGCGUAAAUAAUGCAUCUUUGGUUGUCGAGCAAGUAGCAGGACAAAGCUUUGAGGCUUAUCCGGAUGGGGGUGCGGCCGCGUGGCUGCAAGUGCUCUACUGUUUCUGCAUUUUCUUCACCACUCUGGGUGGUAUCUAUGCCUGGGGCAUCUUUCAGGACGCUUUACAUGCAGCUCAACUCGCCCCUACCUCUACUCUCGCCUUCAUAGGGUCUACACAAGCCACGUUGGAGGCCCUAUGUGCAAUUCCCAUCUCGGCGUUAGUGACCAGAUAUGGUAAUAGGAAUGUUGCAAUAAUAGGAGCGAUUUUAUCAGGUGUAGGACCCAUCUUAGCGGGCUGGUGCACAAGAUCUGUUGCGGGACUUCUAGUCACAGAGGGGUUCCUAUUCGGUUUUGGUCAGGCUUUAUGCUUUUUCUGUGCUGCAACCCUGCCAUCGAGCUACUUUUCUCGCAGGAGGAAUCUCGCUACAGGACUUGUGUACGCCGGGAGUGGAGUGGGCGGUGCGGCUCUUUCUCUAUCAGCAGACGGUCUGAUCAAGACUGUUGGACUUGCGUGGGCAUUUCGCAUCUUGGGAAUCAUCUUUCUGGCCAUCAAUCUGCCCUGUGCAUUUCUGCUGAAACCCCGAGUGAUCGUUUCACCAAUCAACCCCAUGACGAGAAAGAACGGAAUGACAUGGCGACGGCUUAUAGAUGUUAACUUGUUGAAAGAUUUCCGAUUUGUGCUUGUGCUGUUAGGGAGCGCGGUAGCUUUAUUUCCCUUGUUCAUUCCCCCAUUCUUCCUGCCCCUGUUUGCGACAUCCAUCGGGCUCAACUCUGGGGCCGCUUCGUUACUGCUCGCUGGCUUCAACCUAGCUUCUGCAACCGGUAGAAUUGGAUGGGGGUUCAUGGCAGAUAGAUGGUUUGGGUCGUUGAAUGCGUUGCUCUUGUGCCUUGCUGCGAAUGCGACAUCUACGUUAGUGAUUUGGCCAAUCGCUGGACGCGUGGAACCUCUAGCUGUGUUUGCUGUCAUCAAUGGGUUUUGCGCAGGAGGUUUCUUCUCACUUAUCCCUGGAGUAGUCUCAUCGCUCUUCAGUGAUAACGACCUGCCUGUGGCUUUCAGCAUGAUUGUGUCUUUAUGGGCGCCAGGCUACUUCUUAGGCGCGCCCAUCGCCGGGUAUCUGUUGCAAGCGUUCGGAGGACCAGAUUCUGGAUAUGAAGCUUUCAGACCUGCUAUCUUUUAUGCUGGAGGUUUGGGCUUGUUCAGCGCACUGAUGGUGUUCGGUGUGAGAAUGAAGGAAGGGGGCAGUUGGCGGCGAAGGGUAUAG